Messenger RNA from Pantherophis guttatus, 1138 nucleotides. RefSeq names its product SRY-box transcription factor 15 (gene SOX15). Gene Ontology annotation, cellular component: nucleus. NCBI's taxonomy places the organism in Eukaryota, Metazoa, Chordata, Lepidosauria, Squamata, Colubridae. Gene Ontology annotation, biological process: neuron differentiation; brain development; positive regulation of transcription by RNA polymerase II. Gene Ontology annotation, molecular function: RNA polymerase II cis-regulatory region sequence-specific DNA binding; DNA-binding transcription activator activity, RNA polymerase II-specific. The record is from RefSeq and is a predicted model, not a curated record.
CUGCCGGCUGCUCCAAGGACGGGACCUCUCGAGGCUCUCUAGUCGCGCCGCCUCCGACGGGGGUGGGGAGGAUGUUCGCGGGCUUUUACACCCCGGAGGCAACCCCGAGGGGCUGGGCGGGGGCGGCGGGGGCGGCUGGCCCGUCCCCGCCCGUCCCAGCUCCCUCGCCGCAACCCGAAGCGCCGCCGUCGGAAGCCCGGGCGGAGAAGGUGAAGCGGCCCAUGAACGCCUUCAUGGUCUGGUCCUGCGGGCAGCGGCGUCGGAUCGCGCAGGAGCACCCCAAGAUGCACAACUCGGAGAUCUCCAAGCGGCUGGGCGCCGCCUGGAAGCGCCUCGACGACGCCCAGAAGCGGCCCUUCAUCGACGAGGCCAAGCGGCUGCGGGCCCGCCACAUGCAGGACUACCCGGACUACAAGUACCGGCCGCGACGGAAGAGCCGGGCCGGCCGGGAAGCCAGCGGGGGCUCCCCUGCUUUCCUGCCGGGACCCUCGACGCCCCUCGGCUGGACGGCCGCCUACGCCGGCUCGCCCGACGUCUUCCGAGGAAGCCCCGGCGGAGGCUACGCGAUUGGGGCCGCGGCGGCGCCCUGCAGCAGCCUGGUUUAUGGCACGCCAACCCACCCAGCCAUCGCCACGAUGCCAAGGAAGCCGGACAGUGGUUUUCAGCAACCUCUCGGGACCUUCCCGGACACGGUGUCCGUUUACGGGCUGCAGGGGUGCGAGGCCUCCGACGCAGCCACCCCGGGCUGCCUCCCGGAAUACCCUCACCAGCCCCUGGGCUUCAGCAGCGUUGCCCCCUUGUCCCCCCUCUAGCAAGGACGACGACACGACGACAGGACUCCAGCUGGCAGCCGCAUUUCGGGAUUAUUUUGCCAGGCGCAGCCAAAACAAAACAAACCAGGAUCAGGAAAGGUGGACAGAGUUUGGAAAGAGGUGCAAAGACCCCCCCCUCCCCCAAUUGGGACCUGAAGAAAGGGGGGAGUGAGGGAGGAGUUCCGGACAUUGGCCUGACCCGAACUGUAUCUGUGGGGCGAUUGCCAGCACGAAGGACGUUUUAUAAGGAGUACAAAGGUUUUUUUAUAUAUAUAUAUAUAAAAAGUUUUUUUUAUAUAUAAACAACCAAUAAAAGAUUGUUUUAA